Alternaria hordeiaustralica is the source of this 5460-nucleotide messenger RNA. RefSeq lists its product as uncharacterized. Lineage: Eukaryota; Fungi; Ascomycota; Dothideomycetes; Pleosporales; Pleosporaceae. The coding region runs from base 1 to 5460 and encodes 1819 amino acids. Gene Ontology annotation, cellular component: cytosol. The transcript has 4 exons. The record is from RefSeq and is a predicted model, not a curated record. Gene Ontology annotation, molecular function: protein binding; 3'-5'-DNA exonuclease activity.
AUGAUAGCUAAAUUGACGAAGCUUCACAGGCUCCGAUUGCGAUCAGAGCCGACACCCGAAAGCGAUGACAACGACAACCUAGACGCCGAGUCGACCUUUCACCGGACAGAGCUUCAAUCUACCGACAGCGGACAAGAUACCUCUAUAGCCUCCGCAAGGUUCAAGGCCAGCGUGCCCUAUAGAAGCGGUUCGUUGAUUUCGACCACAAGUACACUCAAUGCAGGCGUCCUCGGCAGACCAAUAGCGCAGAGCCAGCGAUCCCGCGACGAUUUGGGACUACACCUCGUGACCGAUCGGUUUGAACCAAGCGGCGAUAUAGUCUUCGUGCACGGCUUGGGAGGUCACCCGUGGACCACAUGGAGCUGGGAGCGCGAUCUGAACAACUUCUGGCCUAGCUGGCUUGAACAUGAAGGAGCAUUGUCAACAUGGAGGGUCUUCACGUUUGGUUACGAUUCAAAUUGGAGAGGAGCAGGAGCUAAUCUGAACAUCUCCGAUUUUGCGAAAGACCUUCUGCUUCAGAUUCUGACCUUCACAAGCUCGAAUGGGAGUGCUAUCAGGCCUAAAAAGAUCAUCUUUAUUGCCCACUCAAUGGGUGGCUUGGUGGUCAAGAAGGCAUAUCUGCUGGGCAAACAGGAUUCGCAAUUCGCCGACAUCGCGGCUUCGUUUCACGGCAUCAUCUUCCUCGCAACUCCCCACCGCGGGGCGCAGUCGGCCUCCACCUUGAACAAUAUCCUUGCAAGCCUUCCUCUGGGCCCACCAUCGAAAAGCUACGUCGCCGAGCUUCAAUUACACAGCAAUGCUCUUCACGAGAUCAAUGAGCAGUUCCGUCACCACUGUCACGAUCUUGCCUUGAUGUCAUACUUCGAAACAGAGAAGACCAGCAUUGGCCUCAAAGAUGCGAUGAUCGUGGAGAAAGAUUCGGCUGUCCUUCAAUUACCGGGAGAAAUGUCGGGCUCACUACGCGCAAACCACCACACCAUAUGCAAGUUCAAGAGCCCUACAGACACUCAGUACGUAAGAGUGAGAAACACGAUAAGCCAUUUUGCUAGAGAGGCUUCACCAGCUGCAGCGCCUGCUGUCGAUGUCAUCGAUCGCAUCGAAGACAGCCAAAAGAUCGCCGCAAUCCUGGGUGUCCACGAAGAUGCUGAAAACGAUCUCAAAUCCAGACACGGCAGGAUUAUGGACGGGACCGGCCAAUGGCUCCUACAAAAGUCGGACUUCACACGUUGGAAAAGCUCAGUGGGUGAUCGAGCUGCUCCGGUCUUUUGGCUAUUCGGACUACCCGCGAGUGGCAAGACGGCUCUUUCCAGUAUGGUGGCACAUCACUUGAAGGACCAACAGGCGAGCUGUCAGCAUCAUUUCUUCUCGACAGGACACCAGACAAAACGAACUGCCGCAUACUGUCUUCGUAGCAUCGCUUCACAGCUUGCCCAAAACAGCCAACCUUUCCGAGAAGCCUUGUUCUCUUUCCAUGCUGAGACUGGCAUCAAGUUCACUUCGCAAGAUCAAAACUUUCGUACGAUAUGGGAGAAGAUCUUCGAAGGCAUCAUCUUCAAAAUUGCAUUCACACAGCCACUAUUUUGGAUAAUCGACGGAAUAGAUGAGGCCGAUUCGCACUCACUAGUCAUCAACUCUCUCCUGAGGAUACGGUCGACUACUACUAUCAAGGUCUUCCUGAGCAGCAGGCCCAUGAAGGUACCCACCGCACCUAAGGGCGAAGGAUCUCCGGUCACUGUGCGCUUCUUGUCAGAAACCGAUACAGCGAGAGAUAUACGAGCAUAUGUGGCCACUUCCAUACGCGACAUCUUGACAGCUGCUGAGACUGUUCAACAAGACAUCGUUGACAAAAUCCUGGCAAAAGCUUCUGGAUCGUUCCUCUGGGUUCGUCUUUGCUUGAAGUCCCUCCGCCAAAGCUGUCAUACCCGAGAUGACAUUGAUAAGGCCCUGACCGGACUACCAGCGGGAAUGGUGGGUCUUUACGAACAAAUGCUACACAAGCUCCUUUCGCAGCCUGAAAAGACCCAAAGCCUCGCACACAUGCUACUAUCAUGGGUCAGUUGCAGCUGGCGCCCCUUGAGACUAGAGGAGUUACAGCUUGCCCUCGAACCUACAUUCACCGGCUUUUUGAAUCUUGAAGACACCGUCAAUCAGAUCUGUGCACACUUUGUCACCACUGACAAUGGUAAAAUAACUUUGAUCCAUGACACCGCCCGUCAGUUUCUUACAACCAAUCAAGCUGGCAGAAUUGCUUUCAUUCAACCUCGCCAGGCCCAUCUCCAGAUUGCUGAACGUUGUCUCGGGUACCUGUCUCAAGAUACCUGGCCUCGGACAUUCCAUGCAAUAUCAAUAGCCGAUGUUGAUCUAAAAAGACUCAUUCGGAGCAACCGCCUUCUCCUAGCCGAACAGGGCGCUCCUUUACUGGGUUAUGCUACGUGCUAUUGGGCAUACCAUGUUUCCAAAUCCCCAACAGCAAGCACAGAAAUCACAAACGCACUAAAAGUGUUCUUCUCGUCAUACUGUCUCUCUUGGAUUGAGGCUAUCGCGCUAUCCGCAAACCUACGCUACCUGACGAGAUCAGCGAGGUAUCUGAAAGCUUAUGCAAAGAGGAAAAAGCACGCUAGAAUGCACAAGAACUCCUCUCCGGUAUUGGAUAGCCUGACCAAAUUGCCAGAAGAUGAUCCAAAGUGGCUGCAGUCAUGGGCCAUCGAUCUCAUCCGACUUGUUGGUAAAUUUGGUUCUAUUCUCCUAGCGAAACCACCAGCGAUCUACCAAGAUAUCAUACCUUUCUGUCCAAAAGGUUCGAUGUUUACUCUUACCUAUGGAGAGCACAAAGCGGGACAGCUCACAGUCACUGGACUUCCUUCCGAUGGCUGGGACGAUCGCCUAGCUCGUGUUAGUGUGGGCGACGAUUACAUUGCUUCGCAGGUACUGGCUACAGAAUCAUACUUCGUCACGUUGAUCAGCACUAUCGGUAGAGUCCUUGUUUGGCAUACUGAAACAUGUGAGAAAGCACGUCAGAUCGAAGUAGGUGAAUACGUGGCGGUGGUGAGACUCAACAAUAGUGGGACGUUGUUGGCGACAGCGAGUUUCAGCCAUUGCGCGGUAUGGGAACUAUCGUCUGGUCGGUUGAUGUCGCGAAUCGACAACUUAACGACGAAACGAAUCAUCGCCAUAUCUUUCGCCAACAACGACGCUCAUCUAGUCAUUGGGUCUGACGACUGCUCUAUCACUGUAUACGAUCUUUCGACAUCAAGCAUAGUGCAGCAUCAUAUUUUCGAAUCGCCAAGUCAAGAUUACAAUGGUUGCCCCACAGCUAUGGCAAUCAACCCAGCCGCGGCCGCUGUCGCCAUAGCCUGGCGUGGCAAAGUCCCUCUGAUAUGGCACUUUCAAGCUACUGCGCUCCAACCAGCGCGGAUACGCCGGCUCCGCUCGUCUAUAACAUCACUUCUAGGCCCAGAAGAUCUUCAUUGGCAAGUCGACGGCGAUUCACUCUUCAUCCUUUGUCAAAAUGCCGACUUGGUUGAAUGGCGACUAUUUGAUGAUCAGCAACUUGCCUAUCCUCACCUGAAAGCCCGCGAGAUUGCUAUUAAUUCCGAAGGCAGUCUUUUGCUCACGUCAGAUCAUAGUGGGACGAUCAGCGUGUGGGCCUUUCCGCGCCUGUCUCUGAUAUACCAGCUUGGCAGCGUCAACGAUUUCGUAAGGGACGUGGCGUUUAGCCCAGAUGGUCAGCGGCUGUAUGAUGUGAGAGACUCGAUAUGUAACGUCUGGGAGCCCGACGUUCUCGUUCGCCCCGAUGAGCAUGACAUGGAGGAUGAGUCCAGCCUGGAUGAACUGAGCUUAGUCUCUAGUGAGCCGACCGUGUCUCAGAUCGACAAUACCAAGGCCUUCGUAUCAGCAGUUGCCAGUAGCGGAUCUGAUGCAUAUUACUGUUGCGGGAGGGACGAUGGCUCAGUUAUCAUCCACGAAGUUGCAAAUGGUACCCCCAUCCGCAAAGUCUACACUCACUCAUCGACCACAUCCGUACUUUGUAUGGAAUGGUCACCAUCCGGGCGAUACAUGGUAUCCAGCGACGACUCUGCUCGCGUCAUCGCAAAGCGAUUAGAAACGAAGGCCAAGGACCAGUGGCGUGUCUACCCAGUGCUAGAUGCGCGGGUGUCAGAGCCCGUACAUCAAUUUGUCUUUAGUCCAGAUGAGCAAUACCUGCUGAUAUCGACGUCGUCAACAGAUCAGCUAUACGACACACGAUCGAAGCAGCGGCCCUGGUUCAAAGACUGGGGAUCAAGACAGCGCCGCCGUUGGGUACAGGAUCCUCUGGACAUGGAGUCACUCAUUUGGCUUGAGCCUCAAUUACUGAUAAGCUAUCAAUGGUCCACCAUGACUAUACAAGUCAGUGUUGCAAUCGAGUCCGAGCCAGAACUGGAAACGGAAGAGUGUUCAGAGCCGCAGAAACAUGAUCAUACCGAGAAGGUCGUCGUGUGGGCCGAAGCCAUUCCUUCCAGUGGACAAAUUCUGUACGGCACUCUUCCAGCGAGCCAUUACCAGGGAGUCGUCGCCGUAACCGCAACUGCCAAAGAGUUCGCCGGCAUCUACCGGGGCAAACAAUAUCAUGAACCAGACUUCGAUGCCGUGCUCGACCGCGCAUUAGCCGCCGGAGUAGAGAAAGUCAUGCUGACAGGCAUGUACGCAUCCGACGCGUCUUUUAAUCUCGGCAUAGCGCGAAAACGACACGAGCAAUGCAGGGUCACAAUCGGUGUGCACCCAUACCAUGCCGCCGAAGCUGAUGAGGGCGGAGAAGAAUACUACAAGGGCCUGUGCGACAGCAUCACGACGACCAUGACUGAAGAGCCCCACCUCCUAGCCGCUUUCGGAGAGCUCGGCCUCGACUACGACAAGCUGGCCGAAGCCCCAAAAGACGUUCAGAUACGCGUGUUCAAGCGACAGCUCGAUAUGAUUGUGAGCGCGGGAUGGAAACUACCCCUCUUCCUCCACUGUCGCGCCGCGUUCGAAGAUUUCGUUGCUAUACUCGAACCCUACAUGGACCGGCUGCCUUUACGAUCUGGUCUUGUCCACUCUUUCGUCGGUACCACAGCGCAGAUGCAGAGUUUGAUCGCUAUGGGCCUACAUAUUAGUGUCAACAACUUCGCUUUCCGAGAUCGCGAUAGCUUGGAUAUGAUCAGGCAUGUGCCGUUGGAUAAGCUGCAGAUUGAAACGGAUGCGCCGUGGGGCGAUAUCCAAGCGUCUAGUGAAGUAGCAAAGGCGUAUUUGAAGGACGCGACGAAAUGGUCUUGGGGGAGCAAGAAGAAGGAUAAGUUUAGUAUGGGCGAUAUGGUGAAGGAGAGGAAUGAGAGUUGCAAUGUAGAGAAGGUGGCGUUGGUUGUUGCGGGGAUUAAGGAUGUUGGUGUCGAGGAGGUUGCGGAAAGCGCGUGGAGGAAUAGUGUGGAUAUGUUCUUUUCGCGUUAG